CUUGAAUUUGAAAUAAACCUUCACAUAUAUUGAGUGUAAUAUACAAAUUUCAUAAGAAAUAUAAAAAAAAAAAAAAAAAAAAAAAAAAAAAUGGAAGCUCGUCAUUUUCUUGCUUGCCUUGUUUUCUUUGCCAUGUCUUCUUAUGUGGCCUAUGCGACGGAUCCUAAUCAACUACAAGACUUCUGUGUUGCGAUUAUUAAUCCAAACAAAGAACUGUUUGUGAAUGGAUUUUUCUGUAAGAAUCCAAUGGAUGCCAAACCCGAAGAUUUCUUUUUCGAAGGGCUAGACAAGCCAGGAAACACUAACAACAUGCUAGGUUUCAAUGUUACACCAGUCUCCGUGUUACAACUUCCAGGACUCAACACCCUCGGCAUAUCUUUGGCUAGGAUUGACUUCGCGCCCUAUGGCCUUAAUCCCCCUCACACUCAUCCUCGUGCAAGUGAAAUCCUUACCGUAUUGGAAGGAACCCUCUAUGUUGGUUUCGUAACCUCCAACCUCCCAAAUGGCGAUAACAAGUUGUUCGCUAAGGUGCUUAACAAAGGUGAUGUUUUUGUUUUUCCACAAGGGCUCAUUCAUUUCCAAUUCAAUGUUGGAAAAACUCCUGCUGUUGCUAUUGCCGGGUUAAGCAGCCAAAACCCUGGUGUGGUCACUAUUGCUAACGCCGUGUUUGGGGCUGAGCCACCUAUCUCCGUCGAUGUUCUAAGCAAGGCCUUCCAGCUAGAUGAACGCAUUGUGAAGAAGCUCCAAUCACUGUUUAGCUCCUAAUUCUUUCACGAAUUUGGAAGAUUUAUACAAAUUGCUAAUUAUGUGGUGUUUCAUAUGUAGACACUUCUAUAUUUACUAUUAUUUGCUUAUCUUUUAACUUUUGAAUAAAUAACCAAGUGUUCGAUAUGGCCUUAUUGGUUGUCUGUCAACGUUGCUUCAUAAUGUUAUAAAUAUAUCCUACUUUACAUGGGAUAUUAAUUUCCGUAUUUUAA
Messenger RNA from Chenopodium quinoa (quinoa), 977 nucleotides. Its product is annotated as germin-like protein. Gene Ontology annotation, cellular component: cell wall. The record is from RefSeq and is a predicted model, not a curated record. Bases 91 to 765 code for a protein of 224 amino acids. Gene Ontology annotation, molecular function: manganese ion binding. NCBI's taxonomy places the organism in Eukaryota, Viridiplantae, Streptophyta, Magnoliopsida, Caryophyllales, Amaranthaceae. The transcript has 2 exons.